Messenger RNA from Boleophthalmus pectinirostris (great blue-spotted mudskipper), 5652 nucleotides. It is a transcript of the gene clmpb, whose product is annotated as CXADR like membrane protein b. Bases 340 to 1560 code for a protein of 406 amino acids. Lineage: Eukaryota; Metazoa; Chordata; Actinopteri; Gobiiformes; Gobiidae. The transcript has 7 exons. Gene Ontology annotation, cellular component: cell surface; membrane; cytoplasmic microtubule. The record is from RefSeq and is a predicted model, not a curated record.
GCUGAGGAGGAGGCAGAGCGCCGCGGACCUACAGACACGUCCCACGCUACCGCCACAGCCAGACGCACGGGGAACUUUGAUUUGACCACAAGUACAUCCCAAGCGACAUGACGAGAAAGGGGAAGAAAGCUGCGUUUAUUGUUGCGGGCUUCAGCUCCGCGCUCAACAUAUGAUGCCCUUGGACUCGUGUUGUCAAUGAAAAUUUGGCUCUCAUUUGUCGUCUGGUAUCGCUGAUGGUGUCGCGUUGUUGUACCCGCUGCACUUUGGCAAGCCGCAUGUAUGUGAAGGUACUUUGAACGCACUGAUACCACCACGCCACGCUUGGGAUUUCCAGCCGUGAUGUCUGCCACAUUUCGUUCUUUGUUUCUGGUGCUAUUGUGCCUGCUGUCAGCGGACGCCCAGACGGAGAUGAAGAAGGUCGUCGGGGACAACGCCACCUUACCGUGUCACCAUCAGUUGCCGUCAUCCAACUCUCUCGACAUUGAGUGGCUGUUGCAGAAACCCAACUCCAAGCAAAAAGUGAUCAUCACGUUCUUUGGAGGAGAGAUAUACACAAAUGAGGAGCUCAGUCGUCUGUCGUUUGCAGGGGAGUAUUUGGGAGGAGACGCCUCUCUGCUCAUCAGUGACCUGCUGCUCAGUGACUCUGGAGAGUACUACUGUAAAGUCAAGACCGGAGGGAAGUACCACUGGAGCCAAGUCAACCUCAUUGUACUGGUGAAACCAUCAAAGCCCAAUUGCUGGAUGGAUGGCAAACUCCUGGAGGGCAGUGAUGUCAAACUGAGCUGUAAGUCCAGCGACGGUUCAGAUCCCAUCAGCUACAAGUGGGAGCGAGUCCUGGACAAAGGCAAGAGUCUGGGAAAGCUGCCAAACCUGGCUCUGAUAGAUCUAAAAAAUCCUGAGAUCGUCACCUUGAGAAACCUGACUAUGGACAGCACAGGUGUGUACAGGUGCACCGCCAGCAAUGACGUGGGCGAGGAGAGCUGCACCGUGGAGGUCACCAUGCAGCAUAUAAGAGAUCUGGGGACCGUGGCUGGUAUAGUGGUGGGGACGUUCCUGGGUGUCCUCAUUGUUAUUUUAAUCAUUUGGCUUGUCUUUCGGAAAAAGGAGAAGAAGAAGUAUGAAGAGGAAGAGACUCCAAAUGAAAUCAGGGAGGACGCAGAGGCUCCUAAGGCCAAGCUGGUGAAGCCCAACUCUCUGUCCUCAUCGCGGUCCGGCAGCUCUCGUUCUGGAGCUUCGUCCACUCAGUCAAUGGUGCACAACAGUGUCCAGCGUGGCCACCGCCCCCGCCCUCCCGCUGUGGCUGCUCUGAAGGAGAAUGGACAACCCCCAGGCUUCCCUCAGUCUCCUCCAGCCUACACCACAGUGGUCCCACCCAAGACCCCCGAGCCCCCCACCACCCCCAAAAUUCAAUUCCAGGAACAUGUCCGCCCCUACGCCCCCUACCCUCAUGGUCCCAGCGCAAACCAAGGCCUUCCAGACUGUUUAAACAGGAAAGCCCCAGCACUCCUGCAGCCAAGAGACUCCCACCCCUGCUCUAUAGCGCCCCCCUUCCCCCAAUGACUGAACUCUUCCAUAAUAAAUGCAACCAUAAAAGGAAGAUAUUACAACUAUAAAUUCAGAAGUACUUUUAAUUAAUGAAUGCAUAAAGAAAAAUAUGACUUGCUUGACCCCUACUGAAUGACAUAGAACAAAAUAGAAGAAAUUCCAUGUCCAGAAUGCGUCACUGUGUGUCUUGGCUGAAGGCUGAACUUCUUUCUGAGUUUCUUUUUUUGGCUUUGGGAGACACAGAGUACAAUGUUUAACAAGGUGGAAAGCCCCCCAGUAGAGCUUUAUUUAUUUAUUAAGGCAAAAGCUUAGAGGAAGAAAUGGAAAAUGAAGAUGCCCGGAAAAUAUUGUCAGACCAAAUUCAGAGUUGAAUGCAGUUGAUUUGUCGACAAAAUAAAUCUGGUUUGGGUACAGCCUGCAGAAAAGCUACCAUUUUCUAAGGUUGAGUUAGAACAGCUAUUCAUUGCAGUGAGGACUGUAUGGAUAAUUCGUUGCUUAAUUUGUGUGUUUGAGCUGAAAAGGAUGUUCUCUAUUUCCCCUAAAUGCCCUAUGCUGGUAGUAAGUAACAUUGGUGAAUAAUUAAUAGUAUUAGAUCUAUAGGCAGUCAAUACUUUAAAUAUAGAGAUAAGCAUCUAUUAAACCUGCCUGGCAUUUAUUUCCUUUCUUUAUGUCUGUCCUGGAACGGGUGAAAAACACUGACAGAUUGCUGUGUGUGCAUUCAUUAAUAUUGAGAAGUGGUACAAAUCUUUACAUGGGGUUUUAAUCAUUGCUUUUUAUGUUAUUUGCUUCAAGUAUUUGAAGUGCUACAUUGAAAACCAAAAUGAUGGUGAAUGUGUCAAGCUCAAAGAUGGUGGGUCCCUAUUCAUUCUAAAACCAGAAUCUGUGCAAUUUAGCAUAUACCCAGGAAGUCACAGGGUUUUGAGUGCCCUCUGUAAGCAACUCAGUUUUCCAAAAGGGUGAGGAAAGAUGUUCCAUCAAUCAUACAGGCAUGACAUUCUGACCUCCUGACUAGUAAGGUGCCAGUUUGUGUUCUGUAUAGAUCGGCAUUAAUUUUAAACUAAAAGUCAUUAUAAUAACUAAAAUUAUGGCUCAAAUUACAUAGAUUUUUGUUGACCAAAACCACGAAAAGUCCACUUUUCAAACGUUGAGAUCCAAACCAGAUUAUAAACUGAACAUCCAAAUAAAUGCAUUGUAGUGUAAAAUAAAAAUUAAUCUUUCUGGUUUGGUUUAAUAAAACUUCACUACAAUGAAAAAGAAUUCCUUGAAUAAAUUUUGACUACUACUUAUUGAUCAGAAGAAUAAACUAAAUUCAAGUUUCAUGUCAAAAUGAUUCAUGAUGUUUUGCCUGUUUGAUGUUGAGGGUGCACAACAUGGCACUAGAUUCCUACCUUGGUUGGCGUGGCCGUUCUAUCAGUGCUUUUGUUGCGCCCUGAGUCCUGAUUUGAUUGAGACUACAGCUGAAAACAGGGAAAGCUGCCUCUCUAGUGUGCCUUUGCGGUCCCCAUUUUGAUCUUUUCUUUGUCCUCAUCAACAGCACACCAAGUGGUUCGGUCUCGGUUCAAGUCCAGCUUUAAGGGUCAUAUAUAGCUUGCAGUCUAAGCCUCCAGCCAAGGGAACUCCAAUUAUCCACAGGGGAAAGCAAUCUAGUGCCAGACCUUAGUAGUAUAUAAACUGUACAUUGUGUAAUCAGAUUUGUUUUAUAUUGUAAAUACAAAUAGAUAUAUACGCACAUGAUGUCAUAUGAAUAUAGGCGAAUGUAAGGGGAAAUAUGAAAAACCUCUUACAAGAAGUCAAACGGGAAAUGCUACAUGUCAUGACCCCUACAUACACACUCGCAGGCCACAUUAUUAGUUACAUUUACAGUACUUAUACUAUUAAAUAAUAAUCUUGUAUUCAGUUCACUGUUUUGAAGAUCGGACAAUAGAAAGAAGACAUUGCUAUCUGAAAUAAUGACUUAACUGAAGUAAGGGUUUUCAAUGAGCAAAUAAAUAUAUUGAAAUUCUGUUAUGUUAUUUACUGCUUGUAUUUUGUUUUCCUGUACCUAAUAAAGUGGCCUGUAUUUUUGACAUAAUCAUACACAAUUAUACAAAGAGACAACAUACAAUAACUUGAGCAACAUAUCUUCGCAGUCACUUUCCAUUAAAGGAUGUAUGGGUUUUGUUGGUCCCCUAAGAAUCCAUUUUGAUUUUUUUGGUCUUUCCUCAGGAGACUGCAAUAGGUCAAAAAAAUCAUUUGAUCGGGUCACUGAUAAGUAACCUUGACGAGUGCGUUGGAAUUCAAUUUGUUUUUAAGGAUUAGCUUGAGUUUCUUCAGCGCCAAACCUCCAAUUCUCCUUGUACACAAUGCACCUCCACUAUUUUCUCUCAGGAAAAAAAUGCUUACAAAAUUCCAUCUCAUUUGAUCAAACAAUUAGUAUUUUGCAUUAGUCGGAUCAGUUUUAUAUGAAUCCAAGAAGUCGGUGAGGUUUAAGCAGGGAGCGUGCAUGUGUGCGUGUGUGCUGAAGAGUACAUGCAAGUCUAUGGGGGAGUAUGGCCUUAGGCGACACCCACUCUUUUCUCUCAGUGGUGGAGGAGAAUCCAGCCAGGCAACCAGGUAACCUUUAUCUACAUUGAUAAAACUGCAGACUGCUCGCAUGCAUCUCAAUUUGCACUCAUUUAAACCUAUUUUUGAAACAUAGGUUAUCUUGUUGCCUGUUUUUUUCGUUUAAGGACAAAGCGAGUCCAUAAUUCAUUUUUAUUGUCAGCACUGAAGGGCACCACGGUCUUCUCUACUUCUUAACUACAAUAGAGCAGAUGUUGAUGUGCAAUUGAGAUUUACUUAAACAUGCAUAUAGGCAGAAAUUCACAGUAUUUGAAAAACAGUCCUUUUUUUUUUUUAAGUUCUUUACAAAUCAAUAUGAUGGAUUGAAUGUCUGCAGGUGUUAAGGCUGAUGGAUGCAGUCAGGAAUCUCAAAUGUAGCACUGAAAGGACACUAGCCAACAUUGCUUUAUACCUGGGGGACUUUAGCACACAAAAACAGAUACACAUUGUAAAUAUAAAAACACAAAGUCUGCUGUUUCUGAAAUACAGCUAUGCAUCUUUAAAUUCAUGGAUAGCAUAUGCUUCAAGACUGUUUUUAUUACGGGAGUGAAGUGGUGCAAAAUAAAAGGAUUGAUUCCGAGCCAGAGUAGCGCAGGCUCGUGCCAUUGAAAUUCCUCCACACGUGAAAAGCAGCAGUGGAGGUGAAUGAGAUGUGAAGUCUUCCAGCUGUGAAAUUCCACCAAGAUUUGUUGCUUUUUUAUUUAAUUUCCACAGUUUGCAAGAAGUCUCAGAUGGCAGAUUCCCCAUUUUAUGAGUCCUGCAUUGCUCCAGUCCUAAAUGUGCAAAAUAUCGUCAAAAUAUAUUACUUAGAGUUGAUGUCAUUCAAAAGCAGGGAUCAGCACAUCUUACCUUGACUGUAUCCAUCCACACAGUAUAUUAUCGGCACUCACAUGUAGUCAGAAUAUACCUAUUUGCUGUCAUCUGCAUUAUAUGAUAGAGGUAUAAAUUACAUGUAGCCACUUUUUAUGUUAAGAAUAUUUAUGUUAAAAUGUUGAGCAGGUCGUAGGGAGAUUUUGUGGAAUGUCAACACAUGCAUUGACUGAAAAAUGGUCUCGGUUCUGGAGAUAUUACAAAGAUGUCUGCAUGUCUUUGAUGGAGACCCAGCAGAUGAUUGGGAAUGCUUUGGUGUAUCAUAAGCUUCAGUUUAAGAAAAAAAUUAAAACAUAAAAAAAAAAACUACAAUUGUAAAUAUAAUCACAGAAAGUUUUACAAAGCUUUAUUUUUGGUCUCAUAUUCAUGUACUUUGCACUUUUUGUGUGCUCAGCUCGUCACCGGCCCGUUGUGUGGGUUUCAGUGGUGAGCUGUAGUGUUGUGGAUGUCAGGGACAGCAAACACGAAAGGGAAAUGUAUCAGACACUUGUUUCAUUCAUGCUCAUCUAUUUUUCUUCAGUGCUUUGGAUUCUCGGCUUGUUUGUCUGUUUGAGAAAUACAAUCCAUGUAAAUAUCACACAAGUAAAAAAUGUAUAUUUUUACGACUUCUGAGUUACUACUAUUUCAUUUGCAAAUAAAAUAUACAAUGACAACAUA